AUGGCCUCAGGCGCAGAAGGUUCGGUUCGUCAGAAUAUAGACAGAGGGUUUGUUAUUCUGACUGUUGGCUGGAUCGAGUGCGGCAUCACGGCACUCUUCAUUGGCGGCCGUGUGUACAAUCGUUUCCAGAAGCGAGGUGGUCUUGGGGCUGAUGACUGGCUUAUUUUAACAUCGUUUAUACUGGCCGUCGCCUUCAUGGGAGUCACGACUCCAGAAGUGCAAUAUGGCACAGGCAGACACCUCGAAUUCCUGUCAGAGGAUCAAAAGGUCCAGUCGGUCAAGCUCGACUGGGUCAGUCAAGCGCUUCACAUUAUGAGCACGGCCGUGGCCAAGAUGUCGAUUGUGCUCUUCAUCCGGCAAAUCAUUGGCAAAGGCCACUCGCGCAUGUGGUUCCUGUACAUCAUGGUGACCAUGUUGUUCGUCAUCAGCGUCGUGUGCGUGUCCUUUAUCUUUGCGCAGUGUACGCCUGCUGCGGCUUUGUGGGAUCCAAGGCUGAGCAAAGAGGGCAAAUGUUGGGAUCCAAAGGUGCAACAGGGUUAUGGGUACUUUACGGCCUCCUUCUCCGUCUUUUCGGACUUUGCGCUGGCCAUCUUCCCCAUCACGGUGGUCUGGAACUUGCAAAUGGAGUGGCGACUGAAGAUGAGCCUCAUGUUUUACAUGGGCCUGGGAGCAUUGACUGAACAAUUCUGCAUCAUCAUCGCCGCGUGCAUUCCACCCAUGCGCUCCCUCUUUGUCAACAUGUAUCGCAAAAUUUUUAACAUCCAAUCCACCCACGAUGCGUCGUCGUCGAGUAGAACGGGCGGCACGAAAUGCAGACGAGGCUACGUCAAUCAGCCCUCGCAGAACGAGGAGCACGGUCUAUCGCACAUGGAGUCGGGCUACUGGCGGAAUGAGACGGAGGUUUCGGCCAUGGCCCAUCGUCGCCCUGAACCAGACAGCGACACGACGAGUGGACAUAUCGAACAGAGGAGCGACAGCGAUGAACUGCUAGGGAAGCAGCAAGGAGGAAUCGUCAAGAAGACCGAGGUGAUGGUGUCAGAGCAUCGCAUGCGAUGA
Molecule: messenger RNA, 1056 nt
Organism: Metarhizium album ARSEF 1941
Lineage: Eukaryota; Fungi; Ascomycota; Sordariomycetes; Hypocreales; Clavicipitaceae
Exons: 4
Coding region: 1-1056 (351 amino acids)
Source: RefSeq, a predicted model, not a curated record